This is a messenger RNA of Physcomitrium patens, 2172 nucleotides long. RefSeq names its product tryptophan synthase beta chain 1. Gene Ontology annotation, molecular function: tryptophan synthase activity. Gene Ontology annotation, cellular component: cytoplasm. Lineage: Eukaryota; Viridiplantae; Streptophyta; Bryopsida; Funariales; Funariaceae. The record is from RefSeq and is a predicted model, not a curated record. Gene Ontology annotation, biological process: L-tryptophan biosynthetic process.
UCCCAGCCGUCAAUUGACGUAGUGACGAGGGUCCACGUUUAUGCGUCCGCCACCCUGCAAAUUCAGUCGCGGUGCUUGCACUGGAACAUCUCGCUCCAGACUCAUUCCAAUUCUCGUAGCUCUGUUUUUUCCUACCACCAUCCCCUCUUCCAUAGGGAAGCUAUUUAAGUUGGAUAGGCCCCUAAGAACAUUGUCCUUGCGCUUGUUUGCAAGUUUCAAGAGCUCUCAAAGAGCUAAUUGGAAUCGCCUCCUCUGCUAUGGCUAUGGCGGCAUUGGCACCAGCUCAAGCCACCAGCCCCAUCGCUUCAUGUCAAGCUGUACUCAAACCCUCGGCAUUGAAGGAUGCGAGGCACUCAAAGAUUAAUGCUUUGUAUUCUUCUCUGAACGGGACUGCGUGCGUGUUUACAUGCGACUCGCCUCUUAGGAAGGGAGCUUCAGUUUCUCAUGGCCAUGUGCGCUGCACCCUUGCGGAGGAUGUGCAUACCAGGGAUCGAGAUGAUGUCCGAACCUACAAAGGCUAUGAACGUCCUGACUCCUUUGGGAGAUAUGGUGUCUAUGGAGGGAAAUACGUCCCUGAGACCCUUAUGGCUGCUCUUAGUAAUCUGGAGGUAGCAUAUCGUGCAACAAUCAAGGAUCCCGAAUUCCAGAAGGAGCUUAAUGGCGUGCUUAAGGACUACGUGGGCAGGGAAACCCCUCUGUACUUUGCUGAACGCCUAACUGAGCACUAUAAGCGUGACGGGAAAGGUCCCUUGAUUUAUCUUAAGCGGGAGGACCUUAACCACACUGGCGCUCACAAGAUCAACAACGCCAUUGCCCAAGCUUUGUUGGCGAAGCGGAUUGGAAAGAAGCGCAUUAUUGCUGAGACAGGGGCAGGUCAGCACGGUGUUGCCACAGCUACAGUAUGUGCUCGCUUUGGACUCGAGUGCAUUGUAUACAUGGGUGCCCAGGAUAUGGAAAGACAAGCUUUGAAUGUAUUCCGAAUGCGUCUUCUUGGAGCUGAGGUUCGUCCUGUAAAUUCUGGCACUGCCACCUUGAAAGAUGCAACCUCAGAGGCUAUUCGUGACUGGGUUACGAAUGUGGAAACGACUCAUUAUAUUCUUGGCUCAGUUGCUGGGCCGCACCCGUACCCUAUGAUCGUGAGAGACUUUCAUGCAAUGAUCGGAACUGAGGUUCGUCGCCAGGCAAUGGAAAAGUGGGGUGGAAAGCCGGAUAUUCUUGUCGCUUGUGUUGGGGGAGGCUCAAAUGCAAUGGGGUUAUUCCACGAAUUUAUCGAAGAUGAAGAAACUCGUCUCAUUGGUGUUGAAGCAGCUGGCUUUGGUACUAAUACAGACAAGCACGCUGCCACCUUGACCAUGGGAGAAAUUGGUAUCUUACAUGGUGCAAUGAGCUAUUUGCUCCAGGAUGCUGAUGGCCAGAUUAUUGAACCACAUUCAAUUAGUGCGGGAUUGGAUUACCCAGGUGUUGGUCCAGAGCACAGUUUCCUGAAGGAUGUUGGUCGAGCAGAGUACUUCAGCGUGACUGAUGAUGAAGCCCUGGAAGCAUUCCAGAGGUUGUCCAAGCUGGAGGGUAUCAUUCCGGCACUGGAGACAUCUCAUGCCCUAGCUUUCUUGGAAAAACUUUGCCCUACACUUGAAGACGGUACCCGAGUGGUCCUCAAUUGCAGUGGUCGUGGUGACAAGGAUGUCAACAGCGUCAUUGGUUACUUGAAAGGAAAGUACUGAAUCUCAGUAUGAAGAUUGUGGGGAAUGUCUCACUUCAAUUAUUGUCAUUCCACGUUUUUUUGCAAUGAGUUUUUCCAGCCUCUUUAAGAAUUGGUAAGGCAGAGAAGAUGUCUCGUCUUUGCGGGCCAUUGUUGUAAUCGAGAGCAGUGCAUUAUCUGCGCUGAACAGAUAUCAGUCUGGAGGUAUUUAGGUUUAAUACACAGAACAUGGAGUUCUUUUAUAUCCUUUUUCUGCCUUAAGGAGCAUUCACUUGAAGAAUGUUGUUGCUGCAGUGGUUCACAAUGCCUUACAAAGAUAUUGAAGCUGCCCCCCUUAUCCACGUAGUUGUGCAUGUGUUGCUGGCUACAUGCGCCAGUUCACAAUUGACUACAACCUCCUUUUCCAGAGAAACAGAGCUAAGAGCUAUGGAAGCACAUACGAGUGGUUUCUUAACAUGGAAUAUAUAUACAUA